AUGAGGAUACAUUCAGCAGAGAGACUUUACAAGUUUGAGGAGUGUGGUUAUGCUUGUAACCAGAGUUCUGACUUGAAGAAACACAUGAGGAUACAUAAAGAACAGAGACUGUACAAAUGUGAGGGCGGUACGACGUCCAAUCUUCUCAAUCAUAUUAAUAACAAACAUCCAUCUUCUGCAUCUUCGAAUGAUGUUGGGGACUCUAAGAAACAGUCGUCAAUGUCAUCGUUUUUGAGUACUCCUAAGAAAGUGUCUGUUUCCGAAAGUGAACGGAUUGCAUGUGCUAUUGCGGACAUGAUAGUGAAGGAUUAUGUGCCAUUAAGUAUUGUUGAAGGUGAAGGUUUCCGUAACCUGAUGCAAAUUGUUGCACCGGAUUAUAAAGUGCCUUGUAGGAAUACUGUGCGCUCGCGUAUAGUACUCAAAUACGAAAGUGAAAAGGAAGUGUUAUCCUCAGAACUCGCGUCCGUGCAGUCAGCCUCAAUCACAACUGACACUUGGACUUCCAACUCCACGGAAAGUUACAUUACUGUAACGGAACACCACAUAAACAGUGAUUGGGAUAUAAAAUCAAAUGUGCUGCUCACUAGGGCAAUGCCAGAGCGUCAUACUGGUGAAAACCUCGCGAAUAGGUUAACUGACUGUGUGUCCGAGUUCGGUCUAGGCGGGAAGAUAGACACUUGUGUUCAUGACAACGCGCGUAACAUGGAAUGUGCCGGUGAUAAGUGCGAUGAGUGGGGAGAUCUAGGUUGCUUUGGACAUACUUUACAGUUAUGUGUUAAGCCUGCUCUGGAGCUCGCAUCCGUAUCUAAGACAAUCGCGAGGUGUAGGAAGCUUGUUGGUCACUUCAAGCAUUCAACAACGUUAACUGCGGAAAUGAAAAAACGACAACAGGUGUUGGGCGAAAAGGAGCACGUGUUAAUGCAGGACGUGCCCACGCGUUGGAACUCCACGCAGCUUAUGCUUGAAAGGCUGCACGAACAACGGCGCGUAGUGACGGACAUAAUGCUUGACGGGAAAUUCACGAAGAAAAAUGACGCUAGGUUGCUUUUGAAGGAUUACGAGUGGGAAGUUGUUUCUGAACUUUCGGAGUGUCUCAGUGUGUUAACUGACGCGACCGCGUACAUGUGCAGUGAAAGUGAUGUAACAUGUUCUGUGAUCUAUCCUAUGGUGUGUGGAUUAUUUAACACGUGCUUAGCGGUUGAGGACACAGACAGUUCUCUGAUCUCGCGCAUUUAGGAGACAAUAAGUGGUGAACUUGAUAAACGCUAUCAGCCGACUUCAACGGAAACCGCGAAAUCAACACCUGUGCUCGCAUCUCUUCUAGAUCCACGUUACAAGGGCCUCCCGUUUUUGUCACGUGAUCAACGUAAGAUCGCGGAGGAGACCUUAGAGAGUCGUAUGGACGAGGCACCGUUGAG
This is a messenger RNA of Dreissena polymorpha, 1418 nucleotides long. Its product is annotated as E3 SUMO-protein ligase ZBED1-like. NCBI's taxonomy places the organism in Eukaryota, Metazoa, Mollusca, Bivalvia, Myida, Dreissenidae. The transcript has 2 exons. Bases 1 to 1236 code for a protein of 411 amino acids. The record is from RefSeq and is a predicted model, not a curated record.